This is a messenger RNA of Musca domestica (house fly), 682 nucleotides long. RefSeq lists its product as uncharacterized. The record is from RefSeq and is a predicted model, not a curated record. Bases 35 to 610 code for a protein of 191 amino acids. The transcript is spliced from 2 exons. NCBI's taxonomy places the organism in Eukaryota, Metazoa, Arthropoda, Insecta, Diptera, Muscidae.
UGUCAAACCACAAAAAUGAGUCAGGCUUAAAAUCAUGAAAUUCGCCACCGGCCCAUACCAGUCGCUAAACGACGUCAAACAAGUUAACAUGCUAACGUUAACACCAGCGUUCAGUCUGUUGGGAAGCGUUGUGCUGGCGAGUCGAAUUAUAAUGAGUUCAGGAACAGGUCAAAAUGGCUGGGGUAAUACGGGGGCCAGUUCAUGGUCAUCGUCAAGUUCGAGUGGCGCACCCGGACAACCACCCCAAAACGAUUUCAGUUACAGCUAUGGCGGUGUAGAUGCCAAUGGUGUGCCCUAUGGUGGCUAUGGCGGUAAUGGAGGAUUCCACAUCAAUGUAAAUGAUGCCCAGGGUCGUAGCCAUACCUAUAGUGGUGGUAAUCCCACAGGUUUCGCGGGAGGUCCAGGUUUUAAUGGAGUUCCACCCCAACCGGGCCAACCUGGUUAUCCGGGCCCCUUCAGUUACUCCACCUCCAAUACGCAAUAUAAUCGUGGACCUGAUGGCCGUCCCUAUGGAAACUCUUCCUCAUCCUCUGCCUGGUCUUCGGCCUCAGCCUGGAGUACUUUCUAUGUGAUUGCCCUGUUCUCCCACUAUGUUAUGAUGAAGUUUUGAAAAUUUUUUGAAUGUUACUGUGAUAAAUUGUUGAUUUUUGUGAAAAUAUAAAAUAAAUGUUCGAAAUUCCAA